ACGGAGUUAUGUUUCCGGAAGCUCACAAAUUAUACGAAAAUCGUACGAUUUGUUUUUAUUUUGUUGGUGUAAACACAUAAAACUAUACUGCUUCACAGUGUAGAUAUGACUGAUAAGAUGGAAACCAACACAUCAAAGAAAAAGGCAAGAACGUUUGACUUUAUGGAAAUGUUCGAGCAGGCAAAACUAACUGCAAUCGAGAGAACCCAGAUUAGCACUGAUGAAGGGGAGGUAACUGUGUCUGACGUACAAGUCGCUAAACCGAAUUCUGACGAUGAGUCGACCAGUGAUUCAAGAUCAAGCGGUUCUGAGACAGAAAAACAGAACAAACAUGAUAAAGUUUCGAAGGUAAAUGAAACCGAAGAAAGCAUUGGUCCACCAUUGCCACCUGGAUUCAAACCACUCGCCACAGAGUCUUCCCAGGAAGAUGAAACGACCAUUGGACCACCCAUCCCACCCACUAUCAAAGACAAAAACAGUACGGAUCCAGAUCCAGAUAUAGACGAUUCUGAGGAGGAGGAUGAUGAUUCUGAGGAUGAGGAUGAGAGUUUAGAAAAGAAGAUUCCAGUCAGCUAUGAAAUUGUUUUAGAACAUGGUGAUAAAAUUGUAUCCGGUCUUGCCCUUGAUCCUUCUGGAGCCAGGUUAGUUUCAGGGGGUUAUGACUAUGACGUGAAGUUCUUUGACUUUUCUGGAAUGGAUGCCUCUCUCCAAGCCUUCAGAAAUGUUAGACCUUGUGAGUGUCAUCAGAUCCGUUCAUUGCAAUACAGCAGUACUGGUGAUAGAAUUUUAGUGGUGGCAGGGAAUGCUCAGGCAAAAGUACUUGAUCGUGAUGGACAUGAGGUUAUGGAAUGUGUGAAAGGAGAUCAGUACAUUGUCGACAUGGCCAGUACAAAAGGGCACACAGCCAUGCUGAACAGCGGUAGCUGGAACCCGAAGAUACGAGAGGAAUUCAUUACCUGCAGUAAUGACUGUACCGUAAGAUUAUGGGACGUAAGUAGUGGGAAAAAACAUAAAAACAUUAUCAAGCCUAAGGGUAAUACGGGAAGGAAAACUGUGCCGACAACAUGCACAUAUAGUCGAGAUGGUCAAUACAUUGCUGCUGCCUGCCAGGAUGGUUCAAUUCAGAUGUGGCACCAAAAUAAACACUCAUUUGUAUAUCCCGCUCUACAGAAUAAAAAAGCUCAUACUGCUGGAACAGAUACAUCAUGUAUUUCUUUCUCUUAUGACGGAAGAACCCUCGCUUCUCGGGGUGGAGAUGACACACUCAAGUUGUGGGACAUCAGAAAAUUUCGAGAUCCGCUCGCUGAGGUGAACAAUCUCACAAAUUCCUUUCCAAUGACAGACUGUGUUUUCAGUCCAGAUGACAAAAUGGUUGCAACCGGAAUCUCUGUUAAAAAGGGUACAGAAAAGGGACGGUUAAUAUUCUUUGAAAGUAACAACUUAAGCAAAGUUAGUGAGAUGGAAAUUUCUGAUUCAAGUAUUGUCCGGACUCUCUGGCAUCCCAAGUUGAAUCAGAUUGUGGUUGGCUGUGCUGAUGGCAAGGUGCAUCUGUUUUAUGAUCCAAAGAUAAGUCAACGAGGAGCCAUGCUCUGUGCUGUGAAACAAAAGAAAAAGUCGAAACAGGUUCAAGUUAUGGCCUCGCAAACCAUAAUAACACCUUACGCUUUACCAAUGUUCCGAGUCUCCAGACCUUCUAACACAAGGAAACAUGAAGAAAGGCUCAGAAAGGAUCCAGUUAAGAGUCACAGACCAGAUCUGCCCAUUUAUGGGCCCGGUACUGGAGGAAGAGUUGGUGCCAAGGGCGCCACUUUGUCACAGUAUGUAGCUCAGACUCUUGCUAAAAGAAAACCAGAUGUGUGGGAGAAUGAUCCCCGUGGUGCUAUUUUGAGACAUGCAGAAGAAGCUGCUAAAAACCCAUACUGGGUAGAUCCAGCUUAUAAAAAAACACAGCCAAAUCCGGUGUUCCAGGAACCAGAAAAAGAAAAAAAAGAUGAUGACUGUGCUCCAGUGUGGAAAAAGAUGAAGAAGACAUAAUUUUAUUGACUGCUUAAUUAGGACAUCAUUAGAUGAAAUUAAAAAAUUGGUGUUUUUUAUGAUGAUGUAACAACUGUUACCAUUUGUUUGGCACCAGUAUUUAUAUGCCAUCCAAAAACAUUUAUAAAAAUUUGUAAAAAACAUUUGAGACAUGUUCUAUUUUUAAAUGAUGAAUGUGUCAAUGUAUAUGAUAUAAUGAUAGCACAGUAAUAAAUUUAUAUUCCAAUCUACAGUGUAGAUAUGAAAAGUUCAAAA
This is a messenger RNA of Gigantopelta aegis, 2289 nucleotides long. RefSeq names its product WD repeat-containing protein 70-like. Bases 106 to 2034 code for a protein of 642 amino acids. Gene Ontology annotation, biological process: regulation of DNA double-strand break processing. Gene Ontology annotation, molecular function: protein binding. Gene Ontology annotation, cellular component: site of double-strand break; nucleus. The transcript has a single exon. NCBI's taxonomy places the organism in Eukaryota, Metazoa, Mollusca, Gastropoda, Neomphalida, Peltospiridae. The record is from RefSeq and is a predicted model, not a curated record.